AUGGGCAACACAAGUCAUGCAAUUAAUGGCCAUCAGCAUCAUACCCGCUUCCCCGACUGCCGUCAGCUUCGAAAAUCUCGCAACGCCAAGGGUCCUUCGGGCUGUAACUGGUCCUCUGACAAUUGCUCCUGGUCUCCCGAUAAGCCCGACGGUUUCAACUUCAUCCACAGUUGCCACUGUCACGAUUUCAGUUACCGCAACACCAAAACUCAAAAGCGCUUCACAAGCGAUAUGAAGACUCGGAUCGACGACAAUUUUAAGAAGGACCUUUACAAGCACUAUUCCCAAUUCUCGGGCAUCUGGUCCUUCAAGGGUGUGGAGUGCCGCCGCAUCGCCGACAUAUACGUUGCCUUUGUGCAAAAGUUAGGCAAGCGUGAGGGAGACGAGCUUGGAUUCAUAUUGCGAGAUAAUAGUGGUCUGGGUAUUGAUGAAUAG
Molecule: messenger RNA, 435 nt
Organism: Metarhizium brunneum ARSEF 3297
Lineage: Eukaryota; Fungi; Ascomycota; Sordariomycetes; Hypocreales; Clavicipitaceae
Biological process (GO): arachidonate secretion; phospholipid metabolic process
Molecular function (GO): A2-type glycerophospholipase activity
Source: RefSeq, a predicted model, not a curated record